Molecule: messenger RNA, 1251 nt
Organism: Polistes canadensis
Lineage: Eukaryota; Metazoa; Arthropoda; Insecta; Hymenoptera; Vespidae
Gene: Tango11
Product: transport and Golgi organization protein 11
Exons: 5
Coding region: 269-946 (225 amino acids)
Source: RefSeq, a predicted model, not a curated record
ACUUUAAUAUAUUGACGCGUUAAAUGUAAUAUAAUCAGUUGAUGUUCAAACAAUGAUUAAUUACAUUUCCUAUUAGUUUUCCUCGUCGAUGAGAACGAAAAAACAUCAACAUCUUUGUCUUUAAUUGUUAUACGAAUCGCAAGUGACUUGUCGAUUAUCAUAUCGAAGGUUAUAUCGUUCUUUAUUUAUUGAAAAUAACUUGGUAUUUAAAGCAAGUGUUUAACCUUUAAAUGCUCAUGACUUCGUGUGAUCUGUUGCAGUGUUGACAAUGUCAAAAACUCAUAUACCUACUCGUUUUAAUGGAGAAGCUGACAAUUUUUAUGACCCUAAUUUUACUUUGGACGUUAAUAAAAGAAUGAGAGUCCCUAAAAGUAUUAGAGUAAAUGGAGAUUAUACAGACGAAGACAUUUCGACUAUGAAUGGUUCUGCUUGGAAUCAAGCGAACUCAAACGAGAAGCUUGAAAUGCAUGUACCAGAUAGGAUUCUUGUCGUAGGUCAGGAACAGCAUAUUGGUACGAAAGCUCCGCCAAGAGAAAUUACUCUAGAAAAUGCUGUAAUGCCACCAGAACCGGGCAUUAUUAGAGUUCAGACACCACCAAGAAUCUUAACGCUGGACGAUCACUAUUUUCCUACAGUAGAUGAAGAAGAUCAGAUAAUUAAUGCUAGUGAAGUUAAAGACUUACCUAGGACCAAUCCCCAGUUUAAUAUAGAAACCCAGAUUGUUAAGCGUGGAAGAGAACAAACACCAUCCUACAGUUCAGUAGACGUGUCUCUUCCACCUAGCGAAGAAGUACAACAUUUACGUCGUCAAGUUGGAAAACUAAAUCGUCGAGUAAUGGCAGUCGAGUUGGAAAUAUUACAACGGCAACAAAGAGAUAAAAUUUUGUAUACAUUAACUUUAGCAUAUUUCAUAUUGAAAGCAAUUUCUUGGUUAAAUAGAAAUUGAAGGUUUCAUUUUUCAAGAUUGCAUGUAGAGAAAAUACAUCUUAAACAUGAAAACGCGCGCAUACCAUGGUGCUCUUAACAGCAUUCUAUACGAGCUAUUCUUGUUCUCAAAAAGUAUAACCAAAGAUUUAUAUCAUUCAACUUGCAAGAAUUAAUCAUCAUUGCAGUUAUAAGACAUCUGACAAUUAUUUUUAAAUCAUGAGAAAAAUUUGCAAAUCCGUACUAAUUUAACACAUUACAAGAGUAAACAGUGGUAAUAGAAAGUAAAUGUAAAGUAAUCUAUUAAAGAAUGUAUUAUUUUCAAUA